AUGUCACACAUUGCCUCUGCACUACAGCAGUCCCGAACAUGGGUCCAGACCCGGCCUCGGACCAGGGACGGCUCCAAAACCAACAUGAACAUGAAGUUUCUUGUUUCCACCGAUGCGUCGCUGAUCCCGAUUCCGCAGCUGAACAAGGCUUUUGCGUCGGACGACAUGUACUGGGCAACGGCACUGCCGGAAACGGCCAUGAGAGAAAUGCUAGACAACUCGCUUUGCUUUGGGCUGUACUACGACGACGAUGGAUCGACGUCAACGUCAACGUCAGAGACAGCGUCAGCGACGGCGUCAUCGUCAGCGACAGGGUCAGCGUCAGGGUCAGCGUCAGCGACAGCGACAGCGACAUCGUCAUCGUCAUCGAAACUUGAAUCUGAUCCUCUAGUAGAACCCGAACCGAAACCGACGACCCUGAUCGGAUUUGCGCGCGCCAUCACCGACCGCGUCACCUUCUUCUACCUCACCGACGUCUACGUCGCGCCCGAGUGGCAGGGCCAAGGCCUGGGGGGCUGGCUCAUCCGAUGUGUGCAGGAGCUGGCCGAAGACAUGCCCUAUCUGCGCAGGACUAUGUGCAUCAUCGGCCACAAGGGGGACAAUAGCCCUCUGGAAUUCUACAGGAAACUGAUGAAGAUGGAGCCUCUGGGCGUGGGAGAUAAGGCUAUGGUUUUGUCUUGGAACGGUCCGGGGUGUGUUUUUUGA
Molecule: messenger RNA, 705 nt
Organism: Capronia epimyces CBS 606.96
Lineage: Eukaryota; Fungi; Ascomycota; Eurotiomycetes; Chaetothyriales; Herpotrichiellaceae
Exons: 1
Coding region: 1-705 (234 amino acids)
Molecular function (GO): acyltransferase activity, transferring groups other than amino-acyl groups
Source: RefSeq, a predicted model, not a curated record